AUGCUCUGCUGUGGUCUGCUGUGCUCUGCCGUGCUCGGUGGUGCUCUGCCGUGUUCGGUGGUGCUCUGCCGUGUUCGGUGGUGCUCCGCCGUGUUCGGUGGUGCUCUGCUGUGCUCGGUGGUCAUCUGCUGUGCUCUACUGUGCUCGUGCUCUGCUGGGCUCUGCUGUGCUCUGCUGGGCUCUGCUGUGCUCGGUGGUGCUCUGAUGUGUUCUGAUGUGCUCUGCAGUGUUCUGCUGGGCUCUGAUGUGCUCUGCUGGGCUCUGCUGUGCUCGUGCUCUGCUGGGCUCUGCUGUGCUCUGCUGGGCUCUGCUGUGCUCGGUGGUGCUCUGAUGUGUUCUGAUGUGCUCUGCAGUGCUCUGCUGGGCUCUGAUGUGCUCUGCUGGGCUCUGCUGUGCUCGGUGCUGGGGGGUCUGACCCUGCUGGCUGUGGGGAUUUGGGUGCGUGUGGAUAAGGAUUUGUUCCUACAGGUGCUGAGUCCCUUCUCCACCCUCGACACGCAGAUUGUCAAUGUGUGCUUCUUCUGCAUCGCUAUUGGAGGAGUGCUGGUUCUACUGGGUGUACUGGGCUGCUGUGGAGCCCACAAGGGGAGCAAGUGUCUGCUGCUACUGUUUUUCUCCAUCAUCUUGAUUAUUUUCAUCGCUGAAGUGGCAGCCGGAACGGUGGCCCUCGCCUACUCUUCAUUCGCCGAGGGGAUUCUUAAAGCAUGGGCCACCCUUGUCUUGAAGAACCAGUAUGGCAGCGAUCCGGUGGUCACCAAGAUCUGGAACAGCACCAUGACCGAGCUGAACUGCUGUGGCUUCACCAACUACACAGACUUUACUGACUCGUACUACUCUGAGCAGAGUGAGGGCAGCUACCCACCCAUCUGUUGCCAGCUAGACACUGCCCCCUGCAGCCAGCAGCAGGCAUGGCACAGUGAUGUUCAGGGCUGUUUCGAACAGCUGUUGACGGCCCUUCAGAAGCAUGCCAACAUCGUAGGUGGAAUAGCCGUAGGCAUCGGAGGGCUGGAGGUGGCAGCGAUGCUGGUAUCCAUGUACCUGUACUGCUAUCUGGACAACAAUGUCAGCUGAGACUUUGUAUUGGACAGACAAUAUGUUGUUAUGUACUGUGAAAGGUUAAUAAUAGUGAUUGUAGUGCCAUUAUAUCUGAUAGGUUGCCUUGAUGUUAUUAUCUACAAAUGUAUAUCAGUUAUCCAUUAUUUCACGUUUACUAAUCAAGUGAGAUAUCUUUUUAAUUAAUAGCACACAAAAGCCAAAACAUAGUACUGUAAUUGUGUGUAAUGUUAUUUUAGAUGUUGUCACAUUUAUCUACUGUAAAUACACUUUAUAUUUACAAUAAAUUUCAGC
Messenger RNA from Oncorhynchus nerka (sockeye salmon), 1347 nucleotides. Its product is annotated as tetraspanin-1-like. The record is from RefSeq and is a predicted model, not a curated record. NCBI's taxonomy places the organism in Eukaryota, Metazoa, Chordata, Actinopteri, Salmoniformes, Salmonidae. Gene Ontology annotation, cellular component: plasma membrane. The transcript has 9 exons. Bases 1 to 1071 code for a protein of 356 amino acids.